Molecule: messenger RNA, 639 nt
Organism: Lichtheimia ornata
Lineage: Eukaryota; Fungi; Mucoromycota; Mucoromycetes; Mucorales; Lichtheimiaceae
Exons: 4
Coding region: 1-639 (212 amino acids)
Source: RefSeq, a predicted model, not a curated record
AUGAAACAACAAAUCUUUGGUACCCUUGCCUUCUUCUACAUUUCCGCCGCAUCGGCAAUGCCUUUCUUGGCUACUCGUCAAGAUACCACCGAGAACAACCAUCAUGACGAUGUUUCCGCUCUCCUUGGCACUUGGUAUGCUGGUGGUAUGACUGAGAAUGUAAAGUCGACUUUUGACAACAUGACCCAGACCUACGGCUUCUCAUGCGACUGCUGGCACUUUGAUUUCACCAACGAUGGAGGAUCAUCUCUCAAGCAAAAGGCUAGCUGCAAUGUCAAUCAAGAUGGCAAGCGUUUGGGACAUGCUGAAGUCGUGGGCACUCUUGAAUACAGCAGCCAUGACGAUGAUGAAUACACGUUCGAUUACACUUUGGAGGACGCUGCUUUCUACCCUGAAGAUGGCUCUGAAAAGCAAAAGGGCAUUGAAGGUAUCAACUAUCCCGAAUACAAGGCCCACUACAAGCUUCUCGAAGACAACCAAGGCCUCUAUGAAUGGGUUGAAUAUGACAACGAAGUCUUCUCGGCCAUUUACGCCAAAGAUCAAGCACCCGAUGACAACACCUUCGAUAGACUUGUGAACGAUCUCGAUGACGACGACAACCAGCAUGUCGAUAUUAUCCGCGUGGAAGACAAGUGCUAA